AAAAUUUUCAAGGUCGUUCGAUGGAUUUACCUGAGAUUGCAUUUAUAGAUGUUUCAGUAAAUUUAUGUGACUUGGGAACAUUGCUAGAUAACUUAUUACCUAUUUGUGACUCGAAGUUCAAGCUCAAAAUCGAUUGCAAAUACUACUCGGCUGAUAUAGCCGUUCAAUCCUUAGAUAAAUUAUGUGCUCUCAGUGAAUUAUCAGAAAUCAGAAAUGUUCACGGGGUCAUUAUUUAUUUUUCAGGGGAUCAGGUUUCUAGUUGGAAUGAUGCUGUCAAAUUGAUGAGUUUAGCUACUAGUCAUGAUUUGUCUAUACGUAUACUGGUGUGCCAUACUGUCAAUCCAUCUGUUUUGUUUCCUUCUGAGUCAGAUGCUUUUUCAGUUAUGACACGUAUUACUUUGGAUCAUGAAUUUGAGCUAGUUGAAAUUUCACCAACUGAAGAUACUAUUGAAGAAGGUGAAGAAUUUGGAGUAAAACGAAUUAUGUCCAUAUUAGAAACAUAUACAUGGCCAAAUAUGAAACUUAAAGAACAAACUAAUCGAAAACAAUUAAAAUCAGCGGAAAACAAAUUGUUGAAACAUGAAAAUCAUUUAAAUUCAACAGAUCAUUUAUCCAAUAGCUUAGAAAAGAUUCAUUUAAAUCAUGACAAUGAUGAACAUGUCCAUUCCUCAUCAGCAUCAUCAUCAUCAUCACAGGAUGAAGAUGAAUUUGAAGAACUUUUCAAACAAUUACCAACAAUACGUGAACAAUUAGCUUCAUUAAAUUCUACAGAUAGGCAUAAUUUGGCUGAAAAAAUAACAUGUAAAAUUUGGAGAGCUAUUGGCGGUUCCGAAGAAGAAAUUGCUGGUUUACACUCAGAUUCUGACUGAUCCAUUUUCUUUUUUUUUUUGCGUUUGCGAUCAAUUCAUCAUCCAGUGAUCAUUUUUUGUUUUCAUAUUCUUUUUUGUAUUUAUCAAAAAACAAGUGCGUAUUUUUAGUUUUAUUGAUAUUAGGACUAUGUGAAUAUGUUUUGGUGUUGUGCAAAAGAAUCAAGAAUGAAUUGGAUUGUUAAGUAGUAGUAUAUAACCGACCAUGUUAUUUCAUUGUUGCUUAUCCGUCGUUUCCUUUUAUCGGUGUUUUCUUUUUGGAUUUCUUUGUAAAUGAUGUUUUAUUGUAUGUACACUGUGAAUUAAUUUAUUGUUUUCCAUUCCAUUUUUGUGUAAUCAAUAAAAAAAAUAAAUGACACAAUUGUAUAUAA
This is a messenger RNA of Schistosoma turkestanicum, 1237 nucleotides long. The record is from the annotation of a GenBank genome assembly. NCBI's taxonomy places the organism in Eukaryota, Metazoa, Platyhelminthes, Trematoda, Strigeidida, Schistosomatidae.